UUCCAGAUAGGACACUCCUCGCCACCCCCGCCGGCCCCGACCUCCGGGAACCAACAACGCGAGCCUCCCUCUCGAGGGCCUCGUACGCUGCUUCUCCGCCGCAGCGAAAAUGGCUUCGGCUUCACCCUGCGUCACUUCAUCGUCUAUCCGCCCGAGUCCUGCUGCAUGCUGCCAGGACACGAGAGGACGAAGAUCGACGAGCCCAUGGACACGAUCUUCGUGAAGCAGGUGAGGGCGAACUCGCCAGCCGCGGAAGCAGGACUCAGGACGGGAGACAGAGUGGUUUCCGUCGACGGGGCUCCGACUCGGGGGGAACAAUACGCCAGCGUGGUGCAGCGCAUUCAGCAGGCAGGACCUUGGCUGAGAUUGCUCGUGGUCUCCAAAGAGGACGACAUCCUGCAAAGGUACUUCGGCGAGACCGCGCACAAUCCAGAAACGAAUCCCCGUCCCCGGCUGCGUUCGCCCGAGAGGAUCUCCCAGAAACAGCGGCGGUCCAGCAGCAUGAUCCCAGGACCAUCUCCGAGGACCAGGCAAUCCUGGGUCUGCUCCCCACCACCGGGCUCCGAAAAUCAGGGAACCUUCAGGACCCGGGAAGACAUCUACAAGGAGGCCGGGAAGAUGCUGGCGAACGUGCAGAGGAGGCCCCUCGAGGCCAGGAACCAGGAAGCUGGGAUCUACGAACAAAGGUCCAGGCAAAGGGACCUGCCGAACCCUACGCCUCAACCCUACAGACCACCGUCCGACGGUCAGAGGUUCGACCUGUACGACAGGACGCGUCCAGAGUCCAUCUACUCUCGGCCGAGUUCGGAGCAGAUCUACGACCGGAUCAAAGAUCCGAUCUACGAGCGCGUGAGGCCGGACGGGAACCUGGGGGAGAGUCUGGACCGCUAUCCCGUGUCCAGGGCGGAGCCGCAGGUGCCAAUUUACCAGCCAGGACGAAGGAUCGUGGGCCGAAGGGCCAGCGAGGGCAGCGGCAUGGCUGCCGAGGUGGAGGCCCCCUCCUUCGGGAGCGUGGACAUCCUGAGGACCAGCAACCCGGGCUCCAGGACGAGCAUGGACUCCAGAAGGGACUCCUCCCCGGCCAGCAAGGACAGCCUCUCCUCCUACGACUCCAACUCCACGUUGACGGGGAACGAGUGCUCGGAUGACUCGGUUAUCAUGAACAGGCUGAGGAAGAGUUUCGAGCAGAAGGAGGAGUUCCUGAGGAGGCCGAGCCACCCCAUCGGAUGGCUCCUGCCGGAGGACUCGUUGCUGGGGUCGCAGAGCCAGGGCGUCAUCCAGAGGGAGUUCUACGCCAGGCCCCAAAAGCUGCAGAGGCAGGUCUGGCCGCCUAGUGAACAGGCCCAGCAGGCGCAGGCACAGGACAGGCUAAGACAGACCUCGCCCCAGAGGACCGACAGGACGAAGUCCUCGAAGCCGUCCAACCAGAGCGUGCAGAGGGUGAUGGACUCGGAGGGUCCUUCUCCAAAGACCCAGACCCAGAACGAUUCCUUCGCGGAGGACUCCCUCACCUCCAGGGAGAGGUUCUACUCGAGUCUCUAUGAGGACGACCGACCUAAGGAGGAUCCUAAGCUCGACGGCCAGGACAAGACCGAGAAGAUGAAGCAGGCCGUCGCGAGGAACCUGGCGAACAACAAGGCAGCCUUCGUCACCACCUUGUCCAGGAUACACGAGAACGUUGCCGCGGCUCUUCAGCAGAGCCAGGACCCCAGGAACGGGACCUCGUCCUUGCCCUCUUCUCCUGGACCCGACAAGAAGAGCGCCGACAAGUUCCCCGUUCCUCCUCAGGGUCUGCAGAUCGUCUCUCGGCGCGCCAAGCAGUUCGAAUCUGGGAAACUCCUCAGCGACGACGACGAGCCCACCAGCGACAGGACGAACCUCUACAAGAGCGAGUUGUCCAGGUUGUCCAGCAAGCGCAGCGUCCCCAACGUCGCCGUCAGGAAAAGGGAAUUCGAGUCCAAGGCUGAAUCGCAGGAGCCCAGGAGGAUCCAAGCCAACAGGGAGAGCAAGUCUCUCGAUUCGGGUAGGGGAUUGUCUGGGAACAGAAUCAUUCCCGUAGGCAGCAAGUACAUCCACUGCGAACCCCCGGCUGGCUAUAGGGAAGUCAAAGAAACCCCCGCCAUGGAAACGGAACCGGUACGCCUAAGGGCUCGCAGUAACAGUGCAGAGUCUUGGGAAGCUGUCAAUGGAUCUUCUCGUCGAGCUGCCAGACAUACUUGGCAGACGGAACCGGAGGAUGCGGAUGCCAAGAGGAACAAAGCGAAGAGACAGGACAGCUACUUGCAGGCUGUCAAAACCCAACUCGAACGAGAGCCGCAGAACCUGCGCGGGCAAGAUGCGUUUUCGGAAAGGGACGAGGCGAAAAGCGACGAGCCCAACGCACCCCUCUUCCCCUCGACGAUCUCGGACGCCCUGCCCGCUCCCGAAACCCCGAAGACGAGCCCAAGGGUGACCGUCAGUCCUCCCCAGCCGGUCAGGCCGAAUCGUCUGUCCAUCCCGAACCCCCUGAGACCCUCGGGCUCCGACGCGACCGCAGGACAGAACCACCACCUGGCACCUGCUCAGCCCAACCUGGACGUCCCCGAGGACCCCGCCAAGGCACUAGCCCCUGCAUCGUCAGACCUAUCCACCAACGGAGUUGUCCUCAGACGGCAGAAGAACUCGCAGAUCAGUGACGAAGACAGAGCCACCAGGAGGGUCUCCUACUUGAAAGCCACCUGGGGGGAGCGAAUGCACGUCGACAGCGACCUGGAGCUGAGCGACUCCGAGCCGGUCCACGCUGUCAGAAGCGCUCAUAGGCGAUGGCGACCACCGCUAUUUCCGAGCGACAUUACUCCGCUUCGACGGAUCUUCGAGGACAUGGCGCAGGCCGCUUCUUUACACCGUCACUCCCAUCAUCG
This is a messenger RNA of Orussus abietinus, 2900 nucleotides long. Its product is annotated as rho GTPase-activating protein 23. The transcript has 11 exons. NCBI's taxonomy places the organism in Eukaryota, Metazoa, Arthropoda, Insecta, Hymenoptera, Orussidae. The record is from RefSeq and is a predicted model, not a curated record. Gene Ontology annotation, molecular function: protein binding. The annotation marks the transcript as partial.